UGAAACUUCUCACAUGGCUCCUAUUUAAGUGCGCAUCAAAUUAUUUCGAGUAUACAUGCAUUCAAGUGUUUGUUCUGAGUACGAGAGAGGAAAAUGUCUUCGAGCGCGAGUGCUUCUUCUUCAAAGAGUAAGAAAAGAGUUGGACCUGAAAAUGACUUCAAAGUUGGGAAACAACUCAAAGUACUCAUAGUUGAUGAUGAUGACGUGUCUCAAACAACGUACAUUUUAUUUCUUCAGAAGUGCGGAGUGGAAACUUUGGGAGUGAGAAAUGGAAACGUAGCAGUCAACAUCCAUGAUAUUACACAAAUGCGUUUCGAUUUAAUCUUUAUGAACUCUGUGCUGCCGCUUAUGGACGGUAUCCGGGCAACAAAAAAGCUUCGAGAAAUGGGAAUUACAACUAUGAUUGUUGGAAUGACUAAUGUGAAUGACAAGGAAGAAGUUCGCAAAGAAUUUAUGGAAGCUGGUCUUGAUGAUUGCUACGAGAAGCCAUUGACCCCUGAAAUAUUUCGCAGCCUUCUUGAAAAACUUUCCAACAAAGCUUAAGAUCAAGUCAUCUCUUAUCAGACUAAAAUUAUAUGUUGUUAUUUAGUUAAUUAUCUUAUUAUGAAUUAUAUGUAGUGAUGAAGUACUCUAGGGUUCAUGUACUUGACCUAUACAAGUACUUUCAAAAUGCAGGUAUGUAUCAAAGAUGUAGCAGACAUAUGAUUAUGAAUUAUGAUGCUAUGUCCUUAUUG
Messenger RNA from Nicotiana tabacum (common tobacco), 734 nucleotides. RefSeq names its product two-component response regulator ARR22-like. Lineage: Eukaryota; Viridiplantae; Streptophyta; Magnoliopsida; Solanales; Solanaceae. Gene Ontology annotation, biological process: phosphorelay signal transduction system. The record is from RefSeq and is a predicted model, not a curated record.